Messenger RNA from Myxocyprinus asiaticus (Chinese sucker), 2442 nucleotides. RefSeq names its product protein BTG2-like. Bases 178 to 690 code for a protein of 170 amino acids. The transcript has 2 exons. Gene Ontology annotation, cellular component: cytoplasm; nucleus. Gene Ontology annotation, biological process: negative regulation of mitotic cell cycle; negative regulation of cell population proliferation. The record is from RefSeq and is a predicted model, not a curated record. NCBI's taxonomy places the organism in Eukaryota, Metazoa, Chordata, Actinopteri, Cypriniformes, Catostomidae.
GCGCUUUGAGACGAACGGAAUCAGACGCGAACAGAUCCCGAAGAAUGUUUAUUGUUUUAUCGUCAUCGAAACAAACCUGUUGAUUUAAUUCACCAGCAGUUAAACCAGCGACAGGACGGUGGCUGUUCUGUUUUUACCUUCACUGUUUUCAUCAUACAUUUUUUUGGAGGUAGUAAAAUGACUCACAGUACCGGAGCAGAAAUGAUCCCGGAGGUUUUGGCUGCUGCAAGUUUCGUGUGCAGGCUACUGCGCAGCCGCGGACACCUGAGUGACGCACAGCUCCAGGUGUUCAGAGACUGUCUUGCGCAGGCCCUCUCAGAACACUACCAGCAUCACUGGUUCCCCGACAGACCACAGAAGGGUUCCGGUUACCGCUGCAUUCGCAUCAAUCACGAAAUGGACCCACUCAUUGGCCGAGCGGCCGUACGUAUCGGACUGACCAGUGGACAGUUGUUUUCUCUCCUGCCGCGGGAGCUUACGCUGUGGGUGGACCCGUACGAAGUGUCGUACCGCAUCGGCGAGGAUGGCUCCAUUUGCGUUCUAUACGAAGUGGAGCCGCCCGUCUCAAGCCCCACCCCCAGCCUCCGAGGACCCUCGGCAUAUGACCAAACAGCGAGCUGCAAAAACCGCUUCAUGAUGGGCGGCCGCACAAGUCCACCGAAAAACUACCUGAUGACGGUGUCCAGCUAAACGCAUGGGACCGGUGUCCGCUGGUGCCACGCCUGAGCGGCCAACCUCCACUUAAGCAGUUUACUUGUCCCGUGAUUUUACAUUUCUAGACAAUUCAGGCCUGAUUCUAUCCCUUUUUUUUAAGAUGUAAAGCCUAAAGCACUGGUGAAUGUGUGACUGGUUCUCUACGAUGAUAUUUGGACCACUGACUCUUUCAGCACUGUACUGUGUGACUAUUUCUUUUACCCUGAAAUGGGUUUUGGGCUAUUUUCACUUGUGCUAGCACACAGUUUCAGCGCAAUAACGAUACCUCACAUCUCUCACAAGAAUACAAAGCAAUUAUGGGCCAGAAACACACUCUACGCAAGUACGCCAACGCGAGGUCAACGUAUUGGGCCACAUUCAUGAAACGCGAGUAGAACGAAUUUCUGCAUACCUUUGUUCGUGAUUUUGUACGUAUCUAAUGUAAAUCGCUACACUUUUGCUUGCGUUUCAUGAAUAAGGUCCAUUGUACGUAUGUAAUGUAUGUUCUUGCGUUACUGUAGUGGUAACAAACUGCAGUUUGGAAGUGAAAGUCACCCUCAAAUGUCUGUGAACGAAUUUCCACAUAAAUUGUUCGUAGAACCAAUCUUAUGUAAAUUGUUUGAGUUUCAUGAAUGAGAGUUUUUAAUAAGCUAACUAACUUGCUUUUCUCUUUCAAACUAAAUUCGAAAUAUUCUUCAAACUGUUCCUCCGUCUUGAUAUUUACGCAAAUGUCCGCUACAGCGCCCCCUUGUGACAUAGCAGAGAAUGCAAUGCGCAAUUAUGAAUUGUAUUCUGACACAUUUCGGUAUGCAACGGUGCAAGUUUGUAGAUUCUUCAAACUGUUGCUCCGCCUUGAUAGUUACGCAAAUGUCCGCUACAGCGCCCCCUUGUGACAUUGCUGAGAGUGCAACGCCCAAUUACGAAUUAUAUUCUGACACGUUUUGGUAUGCAACGGUGCAAGUUUGUAGAUUCUUCAAACUGUUGCUCCGUCUUGAUAGUUACGCAAAUGUCUGCUACAGCGCCCCCUUGUGACAUAGCAGAGAAUGCAAUGCGCAAUUACAAACUGUAUUCUGACACGUUUCGGUAUGCAACGGUGCAAGUUUGUAGAUUCUUCAAACUGUUGCUCCGCCUUGACACUUACGCAAAUGUCCGCUACAGCGCCCCCUUGUGACAUAGCAGAGAAUGCAACGCGCAAUUACGAAUUGUAUUCUGACACAUUUCGGUAUGCAACGGUGCAAGUUUGUAGAUAAUGAAUUUGUCGCUAGAAGCGUUUGCGUUCACGUAUUGUGUGAAGUAUGUUUCAGGCCUAAAACUGGUGGCGUUUCAUGAAAGUUUUGCAGGAGCUGCUACUGACUUCCAUAAUUACGUCUGCCUUAACAACAGCGCCACCGCUCCCUUAAUAAACAUCACUGCCUGACUCUCUUUAGACUUAUUGUGCAAUAUUCAGGCAACACGCUCUUUAAAAUCUCUUUUGUAAUGUCAUGAAAUGAGUUGGAAAUGAAUGUUUCUCAGGAUGCUUUGCAUGUGGUAUGUUGGUUGGUAUUGGGCCGAAGUGCCAGUAAAGACUUACAUCUGUAGCAUUGUAUAUCUCUCGGGCUGCUGAGCAGCCUGUUUACUGUUUUAGACGGAGUAAAUGUAGUUUUUGUAAGCUAUGGAAGCAGAGUUUGUUUUAAAUGUACAUUUCUUUAUGAAUUUGUGCAGAGAUAGAGCUGUACAGUCCAUUUUUAUAACAAUAAACAUUUUAUGAAA